UUCUUCAUUUCUGAUAGUGAUUUAUCUUUUGUAUAUUUAGAGACGGAGAGUUUGAGAGAGAAAGACCAAACCAAAGAGAAAACAGAGAAGGUUAUUGAAGCUAGCAAGCUAGCUCCACAUUAUCAAUGGCUUCCAAGCUUCUUUUGAUUGUUGUCUUUGUUCUUGAUCUCAUUGCUUUUGGUUUAGCUGUUGCAGCUGAGCAAAGAAGAAGCACUGCCAAGAAUGUCCAGGACAAUGAUAUUACUUAUAACUAUUGUGUCUAUGAUUCAGACAUAGCCACAGGUUAUGGUGUUGGUGCAUUUUUGUUCCUCAUGGUUAACCAAGCCCUUAUAAUGGUUGCGAGCCGAUGCUUCUGCUGCGGAAAGGGCUUGAACCCAAGUGGUUCGAGGGCUUGGGCACUAAUCCUUUUCAUUGUUUGCUGGUUGUUUUUCCUGAUCGCCGAGACAUGCUUGCUGGCUGCAUCGGUGAGGAACGCGUACCACACCAAAUACCGGACCAUUUUCAGCGAGCAGCCUCCUUGUGAAACUGUGAGGAAAGGAGUAUUUGCUGCAGGGGCGGCUUUCAUUUUCUUGAACGCCAUUGCCAACAAGUUCUACUACGUUUGCUAUUCGAGUGCUCGGGACAAAAGCUUCCAGGCGUACGGCGGAGAGACCGGUGUCGGCAUGGGAGCCUACAAAUAACCAAGGCCAUAGAUUAUAUUUUUGUAUCAGAUUCAUAACAAUUGUUGUAUUUCUUUUUUGUCCUCCAUUCUGAAAUCGAAGUUUCUUGUAUACAUGUCAAUAACAAAAAGACCGGUGUUGGUGUUCCGAUUCGACAUUUGAUGUGUCAGUUGUGUUUUUUGAACCACUCGCAUGAUCUUCAAUGGAGUUUCUGUUGAC
This is a messenger RNA of Hibiscus syriacus, 878 nucleotides long. RefSeq lists its product as uncharacterized. The record is from RefSeq and is a predicted model, not a curated record. Bases 126 to 680 code for a protein of 184 amino acids. NCBI's taxonomy places the organism in Eukaryota, Viridiplantae, Streptophyta, Magnoliopsida, Malvales, Malvaceae. The transcript is spliced from 3 exons.